Molecule: messenger RNA, 1154 nt
Organism: Pocillopora meandrina
Lineage: Eukaryota; Metazoa; Cnidaria; Anthozoa; Scleractinia; Pocilloporidae
Source: the annotation of a GenBank genome assembly
AUGGAAGCUAUGUUUAAGUUAUCUUCUGUUGGUGACCUCCCUCACUUUAUGCAGCAACAUGGUAAUUCGUAUUUGAGUCACAAAGCUGACAAAUCAUAGCCAGACACACAUGCCGGAAAUUUUUGAAAUAAUUUGAUCUUUCAUAGUUGUCGUCAGAUGUGCUGUUCCACAGACCUCUAGGUGCCUCAUUUGGCUAGUUCGAAAUGGAAUAUUCCAUCGAGGGCCCGAGAAGUUACAGUUUGCUCCGAAACCGAAAAACAGAGGUGUGACUGUAUAAAGGACAACAGAAAGCACCUUUACAAAUCGGCGUCAAGUCGAAGUUUAACAAAUGUAUUUGCUCAUACAUUGAUUUUGCGGGUGUGGGAACAAAUCAGAGAGUUUAGAUGGCUUUAGCAUCGGCGUCAAGUAUACGUUCAAACACUGGUCCUCCAAAAGCUCUCUCAUACUUCACAGCCUCCUUUUCAGUUUUCCUGAUAAUUUUAUAACUAUUCCUGGAAACUUUCUCGUUUGUUUGGCCGUCAUAAAAGAUCCCUUCAGGAACUUAAAAAGGUCUUUUAACUAUUUCCUGUCAAGUCUAGCGGCCACUGAUCUGGUUGUGGGAACGAUUAUGGAUCCCGUAUCAGUUGCCUUUCACACCAGCGAAGGGCUUCAACUAAACAUCGUAGAUAUCAAAAUCUUGCACAUUUUAUACUUUAUUUUGUGCACGGCGUCUAUUUUAAUACUCAUGGCACUUACCGUGGAGAGAUAUGUGGCCGUAUCUUCGCCAGAGAAGUACAAAACAAUGGUUACCUCCAAGCGCGCUAUUUUAACAUCCCUCUUAAUUUGGCUAGCGGCACUAGGGUUUUCUUUUGCAUACUUCAAACUCGGAUUUAUAUUCUACUCCUUUAUAUUUGCAAACACUGCUGUUCUCAGCACGUUUGGGGUUCUCAUCUUUGUUCAUGUAGGAAUACUUAAACGACUGCGACAAAGAUCGAGAUAUUGGCGAAAGAGGGGAGAAAUGGAGAGCAGGAAGUCUAAUUUACAGGAGAACCAGAAAAAAAUUGAUCAAUGCAAAGAAGGACAGAAAAGCAGUCAAAGCAUUGAUGAUUGUGCUUCUUGCAUUUUUUGCUUCGUUCACACCAGCCUGUGUUAUGAUUUACUUUUCAAAUUUUUGC